This is a messenger RNA of Mercenaria mercenaria, 3752 nucleotides long. RefSeq lists its product as uncharacterized. The record is from RefSeq and is a predicted model, not a curated record. NCBI's taxonomy places the organism in Eukaryota, Metazoa, Mollusca, Bivalvia, Venerida, Veneridae. The coding region runs from base 73 to 1593 and encodes 506 amino acids. The transcript has 7 exons.
UACGAGAUAUACAUGUGAUAUAACAUAUCUUCCUGAUUAAUUAAGUUUGAUGUUAUACAUUCAACGCAAAAUAUGUCUGAAGUAAUUUUCCAAAUAUUCGUUGUUUUCUUUUGGCUUGUCGCUCUUGGAACUAGUGUUGCAGGAUUCGAUACCGGUAAACCAUACAGAAAAGUAUUCUGUAGAGGGGAUAGAUUCGAUUAUAAAAAUGUCAAAUGCGAACUUCAGAAUUCGGAGCACACCUUGAUAGGACUUCAUAACGUCAUGUUUGGCUACCUAAGCGAAACUGUCAACUGCACGGAAAUGAACGAUACAAUGGGAUGUGAGGAACAGAUGUCCAAUACACAGAUGAUACUCAUGCUUGAAAAGGGUUCUGCACAGCAAUCUAUAACGGCAGUUCAGUUUCCUGCAGUAGAUUCUCCUAAACAUUGCACAGGGUAUGGCAAUCAACCGGACUACAUGGCGUUUAUAUUUGAGUGUUUGAAAGUGUCUAGCAUUACAGAAAUGUGUAAUACGUCAACUAAGACCGGACAUAAACUCUCCGUGUACAAUCCAGGAUACCCUGCCGUUUAUUCAGUACAGGGUACUCACCACUGUGAAUGUAGCGUAUCCAGUCCUUCGGCGGUCAUUGUUGUCACUAUAUACGACUAUCGAUUGAAUUGUACUGGAAAUAACCAGAACUUAACAAUAAGAGACAACAAUGGUAUCGUGUUAGAUUCAAUAUGUGAUUCAUUCCAAAACGGACAGCGUAAUUCUUCUAACCAAAAUCUCACAAUAGUGUGGAAAGGACAAGUUAACAGGAUCGGGCUCUUCUGGAUUGGCUUCCAUGCUGAAGAUGCUGUUUCCACUGUAACUGUUGAUUGUUAUCCGAUUUGGGAUCCAACAACUACAACAACAACCUCUUCUACCACCAGCACAACAGCUGCUUCUACUACUUCUUCAGUUGUUAAUUCUGCAGCAAGUGUUUCAUCUCUUUUGACACCCAAUUCAAAGACAGAUACAGGAAGUCCUACUAAAUAUGUAUCUUCUACUCAAAGUGUGACCACUACAACACAAGUCACAAAUACCGCAAAACAACAGAGGAAACCAAUGCCAAAGACAGUGGUAUAUGCUUUAGCUGCAGCCGGUGGUGGUCUGUUCCUUGUACUUAUAAUUGUGUGUGUAGUGGUUGUAAAAAGAAGAAGUAAUAUCGAGGAAAUUGACCCGAUGCAUAUGCAAAACAUGAACACCAGCAUAUCAAAAGAGCAAACGACAUUAAGUCAUUCUGGGGGAUCUCGGGGUAAAACAACAGAAAAUCGAAGACGUUCGUCAGCUGUUGAAUUAGAGAACAAAGGUAACAAUAGUAAAAUAAGAAGGACGUCUAAUAAUUCUCGUGGUACAUUUGAUGAAAAGCGGAAAAUGUCUGAACAAAUACAAGACAAGUCUAAAGAGGCGGCCAAAGGUACACGGAAAGACAGUAAACCUAGUGUGACAAACUUGCCUGCUAGACAUAGGGAAUCGGCUUCGUCUGUUACUUCUAAAGAGAACAGUACACCUAAAAAGAUUUCUAGAAAAGUAAGCGAAACAACUGACAUUGAUAAAAAUGAUACUAAAUGAUGAAAGAAGGCAACUCCAAAAGUUAUUCAUCCACUAAAUCAAUGCAGUUGAAACCUAAAUCUAACAUUUCUCAAUCUCGCGAACCAAAGACCAACUCGAGUGAAAGUCUAAAUCAACCAGAUUAACUAACAGACAGUCGUAGAUCUUUCUGACAGAUAUGAAUGCAAAAGUAAUUAUGUGAUCAAUAUGUUUUAUGAUUCGUGAUAUCUGUAAAUGCGAAGGAACUGUUUCGUUUUAAUUUAAUCAUUUUCCGACUUUUAUGUCAUACCUUUGUAUAGGAAAAGACAGCCACUGGCAACAAAUUACUUGCUUUUCACCGCUCUAUUCAAAAUUCUUUGCUUCGAGGAAGCCAUCUAUCCGGUCCACAGAAGGCUGUUUGUGUUUCCCAGGUAACCGAUUGUGCUAAAAAUAAUGACCAGGAGACCCCCUGUGUCUUCCUACAACAUUGAAUUCUGGAAGGUCGCAUCAUAACUUAUGAUUAUGUCGAUGUAUUUUUAAACCUAACAAAAACAAAUCAAUUAUGUUAUUAUGUGACAUGACCAUCAUCAUAGUAGUUUGUCAUAGUACUUAACUUAUAUUUCUUUUCUCAUAUAUUAAUUUUUUGAAAUUGUUUUAUAACCUACGUAUUAUUCUAUGUUCUUCAAUGUGUAUGUCUAAUAAUGUGAUUGUUUGUAUGAACUUAAUCAAGUGUUAUGAAAAUUUUAGUAUAUAACUGAUCCAAUCGAUUUUCGUCGCGAAGUGACGAAAAUCCGGAUACAGUAUACGGCAACAAGCAAGAUACCAAGCACAAUAAUAUAUUAUCAAACAAAACUUUUGUCCUUUCGGCAUGUGUACUGAGCGUUUAGCUGCAGAUGUUUUGGAAGAAAGCGUCAUUAAGUGUCUACGCAACCUUUUCAUCUAUUGUAAAUAAAGGAAUGUUCAUUUGGUUAUUUAUGUCAUAUCAAAUAUGAGGACUUCUAGCUUUAUAUCUUCAAUUUGCAUCUGUUACGACUAGCCGAGUGACCAACAAGUAAAGAGGUAAACACGGGAUAUUUCACAUCUACACAAGUUCACAAAAGAAACUGUGCACUUUAUAUUUUCAGAUUUUCUUAAAAUUCGGUGAUGGAUUGUUGUCAUGCUUCGUAUCAUUUUAAAGGAUAAACAUUUAUCUUUUCAUUUUAAGCGAUUGUGAUUUUGCCACCUGUGCUAUGCAUAUAUGUUGCACCUUGGAAUCGUACGAAAUUGCUAAUCGGGCUAUUACGUAAGACCUAGCCAUACUUUGACUGAUAUUUUGCUAUGUUUACAAACUGUAACGACCGAGAUUUUUAUUUAUUUUUAAUACAACUGUACACGUUAUCAAAACAAGAAAUGUGCACAAUUGUAUAUGUAAACGUUUAUCUAAGACUGUGAAAUUUCAAAGGGAUUUAUUAUGACAUCUAAUCUAUGACAGGCCAAUUUCUUUUUACAAAAGUACUGAAAUAGUUAUUUGCAGGAUGUAAUUUCUUAUGUGCGUGAGUAAGAUAAUAAUUAUGUAAAUCUUAAUUGCGAACAAAGGUGAUUUAGGCCAUCCAGCGUUUGAAAAAAAAAAAAACACUUUUCUUACGGAUUUCUCCUUAUCAUUACUACAAUAGGUCAGUAAGUCAUGAGUUCAUGGAGCUUAAUUUUAGUUCUGGGGGAUUGGGGAUAGGGCCCAUUUCGUUAUUUCGUUCUGUCGCAGGGACUAAACGAUAAACGUUGUAAGGACGCCCCGCCGAACGUCGUCCCGCCAGGCGUCGUUAUGGCGCCCCGGUAAACGUCGCCCCUACGAAUGUCGCCCCGACAAAUUCGGUAUGGCGCCCCGCCAAACGUCUUCUUUUCUAGAAUGACAUGACAGUAUCAAUUAAAUUAGGUAAAAAAAAAGAUUUUAAUACUGAUUGAAUACUUUUAGUCUUUCAUUAAGUGUUACCAAGGAAUGUUGCUUAUUCUUACCCCAUUGCCUCUACACUCUCCUCUCUACAGCUAUACAUAACACGGUUUUUAACUUGGCUGAUAGAUAACGAUGUUCUGUGGGGCAACGUUUGUCGGGGCGUCAUCACGACGUUUGUCGUUAUGGCGCUGUAACAGAAUAAAAGAACGAAAAGGCAGAAAUCAGCCACCAUACAAAAUAAUGAUAACAGAAAAUACAGUGAUAUGUGAAACAG